Messenger RNA from Eurytemora carolleeae, 1704 nucleotides. RefSeq names its product rab-like protein 6. The record is from RefSeq and is a predicted model, not a curated record. NCBI's taxonomy places the organism in Eukaryota, Metazoa, Arthropoda, Copepoda, Calanoida, Temoridae. Gene Ontology annotation, cellular component: cytosol; nucleus. Gene Ontology annotation, molecular function: GTP binding; GTPase activity. The coding region runs from base 104 to 1582 and encodes 492 amino acids. The transcript is spliced from 8 exons.
UUGCAGAUAUUCAAGAAACCUUACUUAUUCAAGCUCAGAACAGAAACCUACUCUGUACGGUGGGAAUAGGUUUACAAAUUUUUUCUACAUAAUUUUUUUCAGAAUGUUUUCGGCAUUUAAAAAAUUGGCAAAUAGAAGUGACACUCCUGGUUCUCAAAAUGGGACUGGGACCAGUAUUUCUCCGGGUGGGGUUCAAAGUAUGGCACACAAUCUCCAAAAGAAAUUCUCCAAGGGUUGCAACUAUAAUAUGAAGAUAGUAAUACGAGGAGAUAAGAAUACUGGUAAAUCUUGCCUUCUUACCAGACUUCAGGGCGGAGUAUUUAAAGAUGAAUAUUCUCCAACUGAUGAAAUCCAGGUUGCUUCAAUAAACUGGAGUUACAAGAAUACUGACGAUAUUGUUAAGGUUGAGGUUUGGGACGUUGUAGAUGUAGCAAAGAAGAGGAAAAAGCUUACAGGGCUAAAAAUGGGACCUGGAGCAGAAUCAGAAACUUUUGAACCCGGUCUAGAUGCACAGUUCCUAGAUGUAUAUAAGCAGGCACACGGAGUAAUUAUCAUCUUUGAUAUUACGAAACCCUGGACGUUUGACUACACGAAGAAGGAGUUAGAUAACGUCCCGUCUAAUAUCCCGGUUCUCGUCCUAGCUAACUUUUGUGACGCUAGUCAUCAUAGACAAGUAACAAAGUUGCAGGUCGCAGAUUUUAUUGAAAACUUUCAGAGAAAAGGAACAGAUCCUGCUCAGGUUCGGUGGGCGGAGUCUAGUUUAAGAAAUGGUUUCGGAUUGAAGUUUUUACAUAAAUUUUUCAAUGUUCCUUUUCUAACCCUGCAGAGACAAUCCUUGCAGCAGCAGUUGGAGCAGAACACGAGGGAGAUCCAGGCAACACAGGAUGAGCUGGAUCUGUACAUGGAGUCGGAUGAUGCAGAUUACGGAAUGUUCUCUCAAGGAUUAACAGUUCGGAGAAGAUUGGCAGCUGAGGAGGUGGCUCCGUUAGCAACUAGAUCUAUAGUUGUUGGGCAAGCUUCAAACCGAGUUGAAAUCUCCGCUGAAUCCUCGACAGAUAUCACCUAUUCAAACCGAUCCAAUCCUACCACGGAGAAACCAAACAAACCCUCUCCUCAACCCUCCCCGGAGGUUCCAACCACCCUGAGAAAGGACAUAAGUCCUGCUAAACCUGGUAAACUAGAUGUUGAGAACUUUGUACCGGAUACAGGAGACUUUGAUACAUUCCUGGAGGAGGAGAACUCUACAUCCAACCAGGGGACGAACAGAGCAAACGGGAACCUGGAUUCCAGUGAUGACGAGGGGGAUGGAAACCCAAUGGUUUCCAAGUUUGCUGAAGAUGUAGAUCUGGAGGAGUACCAACCCGUCCCAGACAUAGAGAUCGAUCCAGUCCUAGUUCAGGAGGAGAAUAAGCCCCGAGUGAAAGCAAAGAGUAAGAAGAAAGAUGUGAUUAUCUCCGACCUUGAACCUAGCUCCGUGGAGGAGGUUAAGCUUGGAGAACUAGAUCUGGAUGAUUUUCUCGGUGAGGUUGAAAGCAGUGUGGAGAUAUCUCACUCUACACAUGAUGGAUAUGAUGAAUUUUAACUUCUCUCAGUAUUAUGGUUUCGAUAACCCAGUCAGGGGAACAAAUUAAAAGCUUUAUUUUUACAUUUUAAAUCUUCUUAAUCUUCAUAAAUAUUCUAUAUUUUCUGAAAUGUAAAAGUUUA